Raphanus sativus (radish) is the source of this 4142-nucleotide messenger RNA. Its product is annotated as lysine-specific demethylase JMJ29. The coding region runs from base 208 to 3165 and encodes 985 amino acids. The record is from RefSeq and is a predicted model, not a curated record. The transcript is spliced from 12 exons. Gene Ontology annotation, biological process: regulation of transcription by RNA polymerase II. Lineage: Eukaryota; Viridiplantae; Streptophyta; Magnoliopsida; Brassicales; Brassicaceae. Gene Ontology annotation, cellular component: chromatin; histone deacetylase complex. Gene Ontology annotation, molecular function: transcription coregulator activity; histone H3K9 demethylase activity; chromatin DNA binding.
GUAAGUACGCUUUAACCGUGAGCGAUGCUUCUUUAAUUUCCGUGCCCAUAGAAUUAAAAAGGAAAGGGGAAGAAGAAACGUCUUAACCUUUUGUCUUGAGUUAAACUGCAAAUUCUGAGAACUCUUAAAUUUUUUGUUUAAAUCUUAUCAGCUAAAUUCUGUAGUUGGAAUCUAGUUCGGCUUGAAUCAUCGUUGCCCCCAACACUGAUGGCAAAAAUGGGGAGUGUUAGUUCGGAGCAUUAUAGUCUGAUAGAGAGUUCUCCAAUUUAUUUUCAAUAUUCUUGGUCGACCAAGAGGAAGAGAGGUAGUAUUAGUAUGAGGGGAGAUGAGGCCUGCACGAGCUCCAAGCCUGUGAUAUCUAGAGUCUAUUGUCGGAAAAGAAAGCAUUCGGUGAUAGUUGAUCACGCUUCAGCGCUUGCAAAAAGAAGCAGCAAAGUUGAAGCCAGUGAUGAAGUUGAAGCUGUUCCUAAAGAUGAUGAUGAUAUCAUGUUAAUUGAUUGGAUUACUAAGCGGAGGAGGACCACUGUAGAAAAUAUAGAAGAUAAGGGCAAAAAAGAAAUUGAUUGCACAAUACUAGAAGAGAAUGGGAGUUCUGUAAGAUUCAGUAGUAGAAGGAAAGACAAAAGCAAAGCAAAAAAACAAUCUGAAAAGAAGUCAGUGGGACGACGAUUCACUAGUAAAAGGAAAGACAGGCGCCAAGUAGAACUGGAAGAGGACAUGGAAUGGGAAGAAGAAGUUGAACUCAUUUCUAUUAUCAAAGCAACGUCCCUAAGUAGAAGGGGAGCUUCUAACAGUCCUGAUAAUGUCACAGUUGCCAGUUCUUCUCAGUCACGUUCUCCAGCUUCAGAUUCCCUUUUGAAAAUUGGGAGUUCUGAUGACUCCAAAACCAUGAAUAAUACUCCAAAGGAGUCUAAGGAACGGCAUGCAAUUUGCCACCAGUGCUUGAAAGGGGAAAAUAUAACUCUUCUCAUCUGCAGCGAAUGUGAAGACACCAUGUAUUGUCUUCAAUGUACAAGGAAAUGGUAUCCAGAGUUAUCUGAGGAUGAUGUUGUUGACAAAUGUCCUUUCUGCCGCAAGAACUGUAACUGCAGCAGAUGCUUGCAUUUGAAUGGUUUAAUCAAGACAUCAAACAAGGAACUCUCAAGUUCUGAAAGACGCCACCAUCUCCAAUACUUGAUUUCACUGAUGCUUCCAUUUCUGAAAACGUUAUCUGAUUCCCAGAGUGAAGAGAUUGAAAUUGAGGCAAAUGUUCAAGGAGUACUGCCAUCCGAAGUUGACGUAACAAGGGCAGUAAGCCACUGUGAUGAACGUGUAUUCUGUGAUCAUUGCGCAACUUCAAUCGUUGACCUGCACCGGAGCUGUCCCAAGUGCUCUUACGAGCUUUGUUUGAAAUGCUGUCAAGAGAUUCGCCAAGGAUCGAUUUCUGAACGCCCUGAAAUGAAGUUAAACUAUGUUGACAAAGGAUACAGGUACAUGUAUGGUGGUCUAGAUAUGGAGCCGAGCUCCUCUUCUGUAUCUGCUGAGGAGGACGAAGAAGCUAAACCAUCCCCUCAGUGGAAUGCCGGUUUUAACGGAAGCAUCACUUGUGCACCAAAAGAGCUAGGCGGUUGUGGCGAAUACACUUUAGAGCUUAAGCGAAUCCUACCACAGAUGAAGAUGUCAGACUUGGAACAAAAGGCAGAGACUCUCUUGGCUUCAUACAUUAUAAGCCUCCCUAGAGAAUUGAACUGUAAGUGUUCUGCCUUGGAGACAGAUAUGAGAAGGAAAGCAGCUUCUAGGACCAGAUCAAGCGACAACUACCUCUUCUGUCCUGAUUCUCUUGAUGUCUUGAAGGAAGAAGAGCUUCUUCUUCAUUUUCAAGAGCAUUGGGCUAAAGGUGAACCAGUAAUUGUCAGGAACUCUCUUUGUAACACACCUGGCUUAAGCUGGGAGCCGAUGGUUAUGUGGCGUGCUCUAUGCGAAAAUGCAGAUUCAUCAACAUCAAGUUCUAAGAUGUCUCAAGUCAGAGCAAUUGAUUGUUUAUCCAACUGUGAGGUGGAGGUCAAUAGUCGUCACUUCUUUGAAGGUUACAGGAAGGGAAGAACAUAUGAAAACUUGUGGCCUGAGAUGUUGAAGCUAAAGGACUGGCCUCCUUCUGAUAAAUUUGAAGAUCUUUUACCUCGUCACUGUGAUGAGUUCAUAUCUGCAUUACCCUUCCAAGAAUACAGCGAUCCUAGAACCGGAAUUUUAAACAUUGCAGCGAAGCUUCCUGAAGGACUCAUCAAACCAGACUUGGGUCCAAAAACUUACAUUGCCUAUGGGAUUCCAUAUGAGCUUGGUAGAGGCGAUUCCGUGACUAAGCUUCACUGUGAUAUGUCAGAUGCGGUUAAUAUACUGACGCAUACGGCUGAAGUAACGUUAAGUCAAGAACAGAUAUCUGCAGUUAAAAAUAUAAAACAGAAACACAAGGAACAGAACAUGUUGGAAGAACAUGGAAAUGGGUUUGCAUGUAGCAAACAGGAAGAAGAACUGAACACUCCAGAGGUUCUGAGCUAUGAAAAUGAUGAAAAGGGAAGUGCUCUUUGGGACAUAUUUAGGAGAGAAGAUGUUCCUAAGUUAGAAGAGUAUCUAAGGAAGCAUUGUAAAGAGUUUAGACAUGAUUAUUGUUGUCCAGUUACAAAGGUCUAUCAUCCAAUACAUGACCAAUCAUGCUAUUUAACCGUUGAGCAUAAAAGAAAACUCAAGGCAGAGUUCGGGAUUGAACCGUGGACGUUCGUGCAAAAUCUAGGAGAAGCGGUGUUUAUUCCUGCUGGUUGUCCUCAUCAAGUUCGGAAUCUGAAGUCGUGUACAAAAGUGGCAGUAGACUUUGUUUCACCAGAAAACAUCAAUGAGUGUCUGCGUCUGACAGAAGAGUUUCGCCAACUUCCCAAGAACCAUAAGGCCAGAGAGGACAAACUUGAGGCAAGUCUUUUCUCUAUUUACCAAUUAAUUGUCUGUUUUUGUUGUUGUUGUUGUGUGUUUGUGCAUCUAUAUAUAUGGUUGAUGCUGGUUAUCCGGGUUAUUCUUGGAUUUCUGGAUCCAAAUAGUAGGGAUGUGCAUUUGAACCAAACCAGAACCUACAACAAAUCGGUUUACUCUGAAUCAAUUUUUUUAUUAAACCCACAUCAAAAGACUAAACCGUUUUAAAGCCGAAAAUGACCAAAAUUAUUUAGUUUUUGAUAUAUAAAUACUAAAAUACAUUUAAAUCUCAAAAUUUAUUUUAAGAGUACAUCUUAAUCCGACUAUAAUUUAUUUUCUACUUAAAAAAUAUCUACUGUUUAUCUUUUUCUUUGCCUUACAUAAAGUCAACACACAAACUGUAAACAAGUGAGGCCCUAAGCGAAAUAUGGUUCUCAAGAGAUUCAUUGUUAUAGGCCUGAAAAACAAAAUCAUGAUGACAUGAGUUCAGAUCUGUGUGUAUGUAUUAAUAUUAUUAGUCAAAAUUGAGGAUGAACACCCCUAGAAUAUUGUCUCAACAAUAAAGAGAAGGAUCUCUGAGUUGCUUGUAGAAUGUCCAACAACUAAUAUAGGAUUUCAGGUUGCAGAGAUGAUUAGUCUCUGAAACUGAAUCCCUAGUCUCUACGAAAAACAUUGGGUUGCAUAAAUGAGUUUUCUUUGCUUGGGAUAUGAGUUUUGGUUGUUGUAAGACCCAUGUGACCACACCCAACAAAGUCUCAAGUUUAGGUUAAGUGCACCCCCAAAAUAGUUGGUGCUUGCUGCAUCAUUGUCUUGUGUGGACAUUGAUAGGACUUCCAAUGCAUCCAAUGGAUUGCUAGCUCUUUGUUUACUAACUCCUCAAAUUAUGGAAUCAUCGAGAUGGUAUGACGGACCAUACCAUAGACUUUCUCGCCGAUAGAUGGAGCAUUAUAAUGGGUGGGUUGUCAGUAUGUGUGCGCGAGUCCGAUUUCCUUUCACUUUCUCAAGGAUCUAUAGGUUUGACUACAACAAGGGGUGGUAAUGGAAGAUCAUCGAGUUAAUUACUCAUCAAUUAGUCAUCAUCCUCUCCAUUUGUGGAAAUGAAAAAGCUUGUUAGUGUUUGCCUAUUUUAGUUUUUUUAAAUCCACGAGCUUUUUUCUGACUUGUGUUUAUAUUUUUAAUAUGAAAGUUCAUUUCGAAUCCACUAA